GAUGUAUUUCUGCACUGAAACGGAGAGUGAUUACAUGUGCACAGAGUCCCAUAGAUUUUAUUAAGGAAGUAAGAAAGAACUAGAAACAGAUCUGGUGCUACAGAAAACGGACAAGAAACAAUCAGAGAUGGAGCUUCUGACAACCGCCUUCGCCAUCAUUCUUCUGUCUACAACAGCCUCCGCUAAUCCGAUUGGUUGGCGACAGCAUCAUGAUGCUGAGAUUGCUGACAAUGACCUGAUGCAAGGAAGGCUGGAAGGGAAUACCAGGUGGCCUUCUACUGAAUCUUCCAGCUACAAAGACUCGUCUUCAGAGUCGAAUCAGUCACCGGAGUCUUCGGAAUCUUCAGAAUCUUCGGAAUCUUCGGAGGAGUCCUCUGAGGAGGUUUUAAUCACCGACCAGACCACAACGGUCAUUACCACCACUGCCAUGACAACCAUCACUAUGAUAAAAGGGAGUAUGGCCACCGCUGAGCCAGACAUGAUGAGCACAGAUGAGCCAAGGAAAACCGCCUCGCCAGGAACACCGACCACACCUGAUGCUGCCACGUCACCUGGAUGUGUGACUCGUUGUUUUACAGAGGAGAUUCCAACGGCAGCUCCCUUCACUGAAGACAGAGGAGACAACUAACCAACCACCUUCCUAUUGCAAAUGAAUUUUUCAGGCUAUUUGCAAGAGUUGUGAAUAAUAAUCUCGAAGAUUUUAAUGUAUAUAAAUGUAUUAACCCACUAUCUAUCGGCAAAUAAGAUAACACAUUGGGGAUUGAGCCUGUGGCCAACUGAUGAAAGCCCUUGCAUUUGCAGUAUUACGAACUGGGUGACAAAUCACAAGCGGCGCUCUCUGAGAAGUGAGAUCCAAAAACACAUAUGCAAUUAUCGCCUAUCAACAAAACGCCAACAUAUAUGAACAGAUAGUCAGUGAGACCAGUUUGUAACUAGAAGUUCCUCUAGAUUAACUAGCUAACUGUAUCACUAACUGCCUUAAGAUGCAUGUCCUUUAAAGACCACUAGAUGUUUGAUACAAAAGUACUAUAUUAAAGUAAUGUUUUGUAAAAAUA
Molecule: messenger RNA, 1055 nt
Organism: Cottoperca gobio
Lineage: Eukaryota; Metazoa; Chordata; Actinopteri; Perciformes; Bovichtidae
Product: osteocalcin 2-like
Exons: 3
Coding region: 128-628 (166 amino acids)
Source: RefSeq, a predicted model, not a curated record